Parus major (Great Tit) is the source of this 1295-nucleotide messenger RNA. RefSeq names its product 5-hydroxytryptamine receptor 6 (gene HTR6). The transcript is spliced from 3 exons. The coding region runs from base 1 to 1275 and encodes 424 amino acids. Gene Ontology annotation, cellular component: dendrite; membrane. The record is from RefSeq and is a predicted model, not a curated record. Gene Ontology annotation, molecular function: G protein-coupled serotonin receptor activity; neurotransmitter receptor activity. Gene Ontology annotation, biological process: chemical synaptic transmission; G protein-coupled receptor signaling pathway, coupled to cyclic nucleotide second messenger. NCBI's taxonomy places the organism in Eukaryota, Metazoa, Chordata, Aves, Passeriformes, Paridae.
AUGGAGGGGGACCUGGGGGCCCCCAAUGCCAGCGUGCUGGGGGAGCACUCCCUGCUCGUGGGCAGCAGCUGGGUGGCCGCUUUCCUCUGCUUCAUCAUCCUGCUGACCACGGCGGGCAACUUCCUCCUCAUCCUCCUCAUCCUCACCCAGCGCUCCCUCCGCAACACCUCCAACUAUUUCCUGGUGUCCCUCUUCAUGUCGGACCUGAUGGUGGGGCUGGUGGUGAUGCCCCCGGCCAUGCUCAACCAGCUCUACGGCCGCUGGGUGCUCAGGGGGGACUUCUGCUCCCUCUGGGCCUCCUUUGACGUCAUGUGCUGCAGCGCCUCCAUCCUCAACCUGUGUGUCAUCAGCCUGGACCGCUACCUGCUCAUCACGUCCCCGCUCAGGUACAAGCUGCGCAUGACGUCCUGCAGGGCCCUGGCGCUCAUCCUGGCCACCUGGAGCUUGGCAGCGCUGGCCUCCUUCCUGCCCAUCAAGAUGGGGUGGCACGAGCUGGAGUUUGAGGUGCGGCCCCUGAACGUCACGGGGCUGGGGGAUGAGGAUCAGUGCCGGCUGCUGGUCAGUCUGCCCUACGCCCUGGUGGCCUCCUGCCUCACCUUCUUCCUGCCGUCCGCCGCCAUCUCCUUCACCUACUGCCGCAUCCUGCUGGCCGCGCGCAAGCAGGCCGUGCAGGUGGCUUCCCUCACCUCCAACGUGGCCACCACCGAUGAGGCCACCCCACAGGUCCCACGCGCCCCGAGCCAGCCCCUGACCGGCAGCGAGAGCAGGAGGUUCAGCAACAAGCACAGCAAGAAGGCUCUGAAGGCCAGCCUGACCCUGGGCAUCCUCCUGGGCAUGUUCUUCGUGGCCUGGCUGCCCUUCUUCGUCACCAACGUGGCACAGGCAGUUUGUGGCUGUGUCCCGGCUGGAUUCUUCGAUGUGCUCACCUGGCUGGGUUACUGCAACAGCACCAUGAACCCCAUCAUCUACCCACUCUUCAUGAGGGACUUCAAGAGAGCCAUGGGCAAAUUCCUGCCCUGCUGCCGGCGCUCGGCGGAGCCCCGGCCCAGCGCCAUCUCCCUGUCCAUGAGGAACUCCAACAGCGGCCCCCGCGCUGCCACGUCCCUCAAGAACGUGCUCACCCUGCAGGCUGACACCGACUCUGUGGACUCUGGGGCAGUGGGGAGCGAGCCCAGGCUGCUCCCGGCCGGGCCGGGCCAUGGAGCUCGCUCCAUCGGCCUUUGGGAUGCGGAGCCGGCGGACGCGGAGCUGCAGCUCGGCACCCCCGUGGCCUGAGCGCGGCACACACAGCUCGG